UAUGGCUUUCCUUGAAUCUUUGACCAUCCUCAUUUUUCUUUCUUUAUUAAUAUUUCAUUACAGACCUCAAUACUUAAAAGCUCUUAUCGAUAGAUAUUGGCCGCAUCUUGGUGUGUUUCAAGCCCUUACAAACUUGAACCAAAUCCAUGAAUUCUUGGCGAUAUAUAUUAAUCGUAGUGGCGGUAGUUUCAUGUUGAGAGGACCUUGGUUUACCAACAUGGACAUGCUUUUUACCACAGACCCAUUAGACAUCCAACAUGUUUUGAGCAAGAACUUUACUAAUUAUCCGAAAGGCCCAAAAUUCCGUGAAAUAUUUGAUUUCUUUGGAGAUGGCAUCUUUAAUGUCGAUGGACAUUUAUGGGAGAUCCAACGCAAAACCACCAUGUCUCUUUUCAGGCAACCCAACUUUCAAAGCGUCUUCGAAGGGAUUGUCUGGAAUAAGAUGGAAAGAGGGCUUUUACCAAUAUUGGAAUCUAUUUCCAAACUAGGCAAUGAGAUGGAUUUGCAGGACAUAUUCCAAAGGUUCACUUUUGAUACUAUAUGCACGUUGCUCUUAGACUUUGAUCCAAAAAGCUUGUCUCUUGAUUUUCCUUUCCUUCCUUGUGAGAAGUCCUUAACAGAUAUUGGAGAAAGUAUGUUGUGCAGACUAUUUUCACCUCCAAUCUUUUGGAAAUUUCAACAACUAUUUAAAAUGGGGAAUGAAAAGAAGUUAAGUGAAGCAAACAAUACUUUUGAUCAGUUCUUGUGUAAGUGCUUAGCUAGAAUACAACAUGUGUCCAAUACUAACAUAGAAAGUGAACAUUUUGGAUUGGCAUCCUUGGUUAGAGAGUUUAAAGACCAAAGCAGUAGUUUUGAAGAUCCUAGCAAGUUUUUAAAAGAUGUCAUAAAGAACCUAAUUGGUGCUGGGAGAGAUACAACUAGCACAGCUCUCUCAUGGUUUUUCUAUCUUAUUGCAAAAAAUCCAAUCGUAGAGGACAAGAUCCGAGAGGAGAUUCACACGUUAUUGCAGGAGAAAGUAGAUGAUCAAAAGAACUGGAAUUCCAAAGAGUUAGGCAAACUGGUUUAUCUUCAUGGGGCUCUAUGUGAAGCCUUGAGGCUUUACCCUCCUGUUCCCUUUAACCACAAAACUCCCUUACAGCCGGAUAUACUUCCAAGUGGCCACCAAGUUGAUCAAAACACUAAGAUUUUGCUAUAUUUUUAUGGCAUGGGAAGGAUGGAAAAGAUAUGGGGUGAGGAUUGCAUGGAGUUUAAGCCUGAAAGAUGGAUUUCAAAGGAAGGAGGGAUCAAACAUGAAUCAUCUUACAAGUUCCCGACUUUCAAUGGUGGACCAAGGAUUUGUAUAGGUAAGGACAUGAGUUUCACUCAGCUAAAGAUAGUGGCUUCUAUGAUCAUUUAUCAUUAUCACAUUGAGCUGGUUGAAGGUCACAUGGUGUAUCCAAUUGCUUCAAUAACACUUCAAAUGAAGCAUGGGUUGAAGGUGAGGUUAACCAAACUAAGUUAAGUGAAUAUGUGAGCCAAAUAUUAUGGAAAAGGUGAUAUAUCUUGUGUGAGACUACUAUAUAUGUUUUGUUUAGUUUAUGAAUUUUUAAUAUUUCUUAAUAAAUCCUCACGGAUAUGUGUGUGCUAAGAACAUAUAUUCAUUACCACAUCAACUAUUGAAAUGUCACCCGUGUUUCUUAGUAUCUAUAUUACAUAGAAGAUGGUAUGUACGUAAGAUACGUAUCAGAUUUCAGUUUGUGGGAUAAUAAUCUUAAACUUUACCAUUAUUUUU
This is a messenger RNA of Lactuca sativa (garden lettuce), 1771 nucleotides long. RefSeq names its product alkane hydroxylase MAH1. NCBI's taxonomy places the organism in Eukaryota, Viridiplantae, Streptophyta, Magnoliopsida, Asterales, Asteraceae. The record is from RefSeq and is a predicted model, not a curated record. Gene Ontology annotation, molecular function: monooxygenase activity; iron ion binding; heme binding.